Drosophila nasuta is the source of this 2028-nucleotide messenger RNA. RefSeq names its product cysteine-rich motor neuron 1 protein. The record is from RefSeq and is a predicted model, not a curated record. The transcript is spliced from 3 exons. Gene Ontology annotation, molecular function: protein binding. Lineage: Eukaryota; Metazoa; Arthropoda; Insecta; Diptera; Drosophilidae. The coding region runs from base 680 to 1840 and encodes 386 amino acids.
AAACUUAAACGCUUUAGUGAGCGAGUGAUAGCCAAAGAGGGCACGACUACGUAUUCGUAACUAUUCCGAACGGUGUCAGUGUUUGAUGUGAAGUGAAGUGAGACACAGGCAGAGAAAUGCCCUAAGUUCAAUAUCGUAACCAACUAAAUGUAAUUCAACAAUUAACAACAACAACAACAGCAACAAAAGUAGUGAACAUAAAGAAGUGACGUGCAACCGAAAAACGAAACACACAACCGAAAUAAACGUUGAAAGAAGGUGUAAUAAAGUGUGAGGUGCAAAGUGAAUAAACUGCACACAGAGCUCUCUCUGUUUCUCACACCCCCGUCGCCGUUGCCAUCGCCAUCAUCCCGUUCUUCCUUUCCUCCAGCAUGUGAAGUCGGAGGAGCGCAGAAACGAAAGAAACAAUAUUUAUGCUCUGAAUGUUGGAAGAGCUUACAAAAUUUACGUGGCAGAUGAUAUACGACGAAAUUCAAUUGGUUCUGAUUUCGCAAUAAAGGAAUCACAAGCAAAUACAUUUUACUCGUAACUGCGAUCGCAGACACUUUCGCGAAUUUCAGUCGCAAACAAAAAUUGUGCAUCCGCGCCUUGCCUCCAAUCGAAUCGCAUCGCAUCGCAUCGGAUCGUUUCGUCUUGUCAGCCAAGGUCAUAUCGAUUAUAUCAGCCCAAUUUAGACAAAAUGUCGACUCCUAGUUAUAUGGAUAACAAAUUGAAAUUGACUCCCAGUUGGAUGACAUUUGUCCUGCUACUUACUUGGUUCACCUUCCAGCUGAAUAUCGCCAGAGCAACGACACCGUUGGAUUUGGCGCCCAUUCCGCAGCUAUGUGACGGAAUAGUGUGUCCGCCGGAUGCGGAGAUGCAGUGUCCGGAGGACAGCUCGAUACGGGAGCUACGUGAAAUGAAUGUGGAUCUCAUUGGCACGAAUGCAGUCAGCGGCCUCGCAUCUCUGAUGGCCACCACGGAGAGCAGCGCCUUCAACAGCAGCCUCACCGAUGAUGACUAUGCCCAGUGCUGUUUGUCCAAGAAGUGUGUGUGCAAAACAUGCUACAUCCGAGACUGCAACACCGACGAGGGUGAAGUUGUGGUCGAACUGCAGCCAGAGGCCAUGGACACGCCUGGCCAAUGCUGUGGCAACUACGAAUGCCAGCAGGAGCCGAAUUGCACCGAGGUGCGAGAGACAGAAUUCAGUUGGCUGCAGAGCUGUCAGCGUUGCAGCUGCAAGUCGGGCACCAAAAUAUGCGAACAGAGCUGCGAUGAGAGUAAUAAUGCCAUCUGCGAGUCAAAGAAUCUGAAUACGUUCUUCAAGAACGGCGAGAGCUGGGUGGAUGGCUGCUAUCACUGCCAGUGCGUCAAGGGCGAGGAGAAAUGCACGAUUUCGUUUUGCGGUUCCCUCAACUGUCCCAGCCAUCGUCAGGUGAUGCUCAAGGACAGCUGUUGUCCCAUCUGCUGGCCCAAGGAUGCGCCAAUGCCCAACUCUGGCAACUAUGACGAAGGCUAUGGCUAUGAGCGUGAACACGAGGAUCCCAAGCAACAGCUGGACACACUGAAUACAUCCACAGAACUGCCAACAACAUCAACAACAACCACAAUCAGCAGCAGCAUUCCCAACCCCUCGACCAGCACCACCACAAAUGAACUACAAACCACAUCGCCAUCACCUUGCCAGCAUGACUUUGCCAAUGUGGUUGAGGUUGUGCAUCCCAAAGUCGAUGAUCAUGUUUAUUUCGUGAUCAUCGGAGUGCUUAUAGUAAUUAUCGCAGUGCUCUAUAUAUACAUCAGGCAUCUGCUUGCCAAACAACGUUCCUACAGGCCGGUCUCCAACUUUGACGACAAGGUCUAAACAGCAAAUGCGAGAAGAGAGAUGGAGAGAUUUAGCUAAAAAGAAGAUUCAGAUUCGCAAAAUUGAAGAGAAAGAAUUAGCUAAAAUAUUAACAAACAAAAAUUUUAAUAUUUUGACAAUGUUUUGAGAAAUCUACAAAAAGAAACCUAGGGUAACCAAACUAGAUAAUAAAUUCUACAAAAAGAAAA